This is a messenger RNA of Engraulis encrasicolus (European anchovy), 1569 nucleotides long. RefSeq names its product tigger transposable element-derived protein 1-like. Bases 1 to 1569 code for a protein of 522 amino acids. Gene Ontology annotation, cellular component: nucleus. NCBI's taxonomy places the organism in Eukaryota, Metazoa, Chordata, Actinopteri, Clupeiformes, Engraulidae. Gene Ontology annotation, molecular function: DNA binding. The transcript has a single exon. The record is from RefSeq and is a predicted model, not a curated record.
AUGCUGUUUGAAAACUUUGCUGUCCGUGACCGGGAAGAGGGAGAGGAUGCCGGGCCCUCAGCAAGUGCUGCUGACACCGUGGGAGAGGAUGCCGGCCCCCCAGCAAGUGACACCGUGGGAGAGGAUGCCGCCCCCUCAGCAAGUGCUGCUGACACCGUGGGAGAGGAUGCCGGGCCCCCAGCAAGUGCUGCUGACAAAGUGCCAAGCGCAUUUAAUGCAAGCAAGGGCUGGUUCGAAAAGUUUAAGAAACGCUUUGGACUUAAAAAUGUUAGUCUGCACGGUGAGAUGGCGUCUGCGGAUACCGCUGAGGCAGAAGCCUUCGUGAACAAUAAAUUCAAGGCGAUCAUUGAGGAGGGGGGAUAUAAGCCCGAACAAGUUUUUAACAUGGAUGAGACUGCCUUAUUUUGGAAACGAAUGCCCUCCCGCACCUUCAUCAUGCAGGAAGAAGCCAAAGCCCCAGGAUUUAAAGUUCACAAAGACCGUUUGACCCUGGCUAUGUGCGGAAAUGCCGCAGGUUUCAUGAUUAAACCGGGGCUGAUUUACAGGUCUAAAAAUCCUAGGGCGCUGAAAAACAAAAAUAAGGAUGAUUUGCCUGUUUACUGGAUGUACAAUGCAAAGGCUUGGAUGACAAAAGUGCUCAAUCUGGAUUGGUUCAAAAACUGCUUCAUUCCGGAGGUCAAGUGUUAUUUGAGAGGAAAGGGACUGGACUUUAAAGUGCUUCUGCUCCUUGACAACGCCGGAGGUCACGGUAAUGAUUUGGCAUAUGAUGGUGUGCAAAUCGAAUUUCUGCCGCCAAACACUACAUCCCUGAUUCAGCCCAUGGACCAAGGAGUCAUCCGUGCUUUCAAGGCUCUCUAUACGCGCAACACCCUGCAACAUCUUGUUGACGCUAUGGACUCGGAUCAAGAUUUCUCACUGAAGGACUACUGGCGUGGAUACACCAUCGCAUCGUGUCUCCAAAACAUUCAGAGGGCCAUUCAGGAAAUGAAAACGGAAACUCUGAAGGCCUGCUGGAAAAAACUAUGGCCAGAGGCAGUGCAAAACGCAACCGGAGGCUCGCUUGACGAGGUCCACCACUCUGCCGUAGAAACAGCUGUGAAUCUGGCUAAACAGAUUGGAGGAGACGGCUUUAAUGACAUGAGUCCGGAUGACAUAAACGCCCUGAUUGAUGGAGACGCAGACGCACAGCCGCUGACCGAUGCAGAGCUGGCAGAAAUGACAAAGCCACAAAGCGACGAUGAAAGAGAAGAGGGAGAAGAGGACACGAGAGAUGAGGAGGAAGGACUAACGCUUGGUCGCUUAGCAACCAUGGUGCGAAUGGCCACUGAACUUAAGCGAGUAGCUGAGGAAUGGGACCCUUUGAUGAGCCGCUCGUUACACUUCUCCAACGUAAUCGAUGGUGGCAUGUCGGUGUACAAGGAUCUUUUUGCAAAGAAGAAAAAAGAGCGACAACAGCUGCCUAUCACUAUGUUCUUCUCCCGAACAAACACACCUGCACCGCGGGCUUCAGAAGAAGAGAACACUGCAGAGCGCAGUCAGGAUGCAGCGGCCCAGUCUGAAGAGCAGUGA